Molecule: messenger RNA, 1472 nt
Organism: Tricharina praecox
Lineage: Eukaryota; Fungi; Ascomycota; Pezizomycetes; Pezizales; Pyronemataceae
Exons: 2
Coding region: 161-1315 (384 amino acids)
Source: RefSeq, a predicted model, not a curated record
CGGGCAGACGCCGCUCUUGGUGAGUCACUCGAGAGCCCGAGAUUGCUGUUGCCGAAACCACCCCCGCUGACGGUUCCAUCAAUUUGCGGUCCGCAACGGACAUCUCUCCACCGCUCUCGACUUGCUUGAGGAAAGAGCAAACGUAGCGGAUGAUGAUGGCAUGAUGUUAUUGGUUGAGGCGAUACUAGUGGACAAGCCCGAAUGGGGAGACUUUCCACUGCUCCUCCUGGAGCGCGGUGUGGACCCGUUCCUGUGGGAUAAUCCUGGCGGUCUUUUCAUGGAUACUUUGGCAUUCUACCAAGGCACGGGCACGAUAAAGGCGAUGGCCGAGUUCGUGCCUCGUGUGGAAGAUAGCCACUUCAUAGCGGCCUUGAAAUGGGCAAAUCCAGGGGCUAUCCGCGCAUUAUUGCAGAUGGGACAUGAUGCCAACGCCCCACUCGUGGUCGAGGGCGGAACCACGGUGACUCCAAUCAUGGUGGUUGCGAACAGUCUCUACAAGGGGCUUAUCGAGUGGCCACAGGCCCGCGAAGCGUUCCGCGAGCUGCGCAGUAGAGGUGCUGACAUGAAGGUUUCGGUGCCGACGACCGGUUCCACUGUGCUCCACGACUUCUUUUCGUCAUUAGCAGAGAACGAUCCAGAAUGGCCUACCCGAUAUCGAUACGACGAUGUUUGUCAGUAUCUAGCAUUCUUAAUCGGCGAGGGAGCGGAUCCUCGUGCCGUUGAUCGACAGGACCGUACACCGACCCGAGCUGCCUGGGAUUCGCCCCUCCAACAAGCAGGUGUUCUGGUAUGGUACCGUGUUCUUCGGAUGUGCAAUCUCGAUCCCGCCGACCUCGACAAGGACUACGAUUUUCGCUUCGACGUCGUUCUCGCCAAAUGUUACUUCUGCUUAUUGGAUGCGAGGUCCACAGCGUACGACUUCCUGCUGUGUCCGUGGUGCCACCGAGAAGCAUACGUGUGCGAUUACGAACGCAACACCGCGGUUGAAUACGACGGGUCUAAAAGAGACCCGGAGCUGGACGUCACGCCUUGCUGCCCAACCGCCGUCUGUAGGUCCCACCGAUAUCGCUCGGCGGCCGAGUCGACAGGCGGGUUUCUGCUUCCGAAAAGGUCGGGGGGUGUGCUCCGUCGGGUCCGGAAGUGUGCGGAACCCGUAUGCGCGAUAUGUACAGCCGAGAGCAGUAAAUGGAACGCACGCCCGCACUACACGAUACUGCUGGAUUCGAUGGAAGAUUUGGAGUCAGAUGGCGACUAUUGGGAUGACGAAGAUUCCGACGAGGAACAGGAAUUUCACGAUUCACUGGAAGAGGUUUAGCAGAGUACGCGAUAGUGGUUUGGGUAGCCCGUUCUGGGGGCGGAUGUUCAGCACCGGUUUCGAAGCAGGGUGAAACACUAGUAGAGCUUUCGAGGACGUCUAGAAAUGCCGGUGCGGGUAGAAAGUUCUGGCGCAAUCGAGUUGAUCAGGCUGCUCG